AUGGCUGUCGGUAACUUAGUGAAAGCACAAAUUAAAGCAUUGGAAACCAGAAUUGAGAAUCAACUACAAGAAACCCAUCAUGAUUUCAUAAAGAGCUUGUUGGAGCACUUUAGUGGGUUUCAACAUGAUGGGAGCUCAAGUUCUACGUUGAACAGAUUUGGAGUAUGGGCUGCCCAAGCCCAUUAUGGGCUGAAUCUGUGGCCUGCCAGCCCAACAGUUGAAUCACUACUAUUUGAUCUAUCGAUACUAGUAGUUGCAACAGUCAACUUCUCGGAGGAAAAUAAACUUGGUCAAGGUGGUUUCGGAGCUGUUUACAAGGGAGUGCUACCAGAUGGACGAGUAAUAGCAGUGAAGCGGCUGUUGAACUCUGGGCAAGGACUUGGAGAGCUUAAAAAUGAGUUGGCUUUGGUUGCUAAGCUCCAGCACCGGAAUCUCGUAAAGCUUCUAGGAGUUUGCUUGGAGGAAGAGAAGAUGAUCGUCUAUGAAUACGUGCCUAACACGAGCCUCGACAAAUUUCUUUUUGAUCCUGCAAGAGGCGAACAACUAACUUGGGGAAUUCGAUACAAGAUCAUUUGUGGGAUCGCUAGGGGCCUGCUUUAUCUGCACGAGGAAUCUCAGCUAAAAAUCAUACAUCGAGAUCUAAAGGCCUGCAAUAUCUUGUUGGAUGCAGAUAUGAACCCAAAGAUCUCAGAUUUCGGUUCAGCUAAGCUUUUCGAUGGCGAGCAAACUCAGGGCAUGACGAGUCGAGUUGUGGGAACCUUUGGAUACAUGGCACCAGAGUAUGUGAUCCAUGGCCAAUUUUCGAUCAAGUCAGAUGUGUUCAGCUUCGGUGUUCUGGUUUUGGAGAUUUUGACGGGAAGAAAAAACAGCACAGCUUGUAAUCCUGAAAACACUGAAGACCUUCUAAGCUAUACAUGGGAGAAAUGGCGAGGAGGAUCAGCCUUGGAGAUGGUAGAUCCAGCCUUGGGCAAUCAAUUCCAUGGGAGCGACCUGUUAAGAUGUAUGCAGAUUGGGCUAUUGUGUGUGCAGGAAAACCCGUUUGCCAGGCCUACUAUGUCGACAGUCGCUGUGAUGCUAAGUAGUGCAACAGUGACUCUGCAAGCUCCUUCACAACCUGCAUUUUGUUAGAUAGGAUUUUAUUACAAAAAUAAAUCAUGAUAAGAUUAUCAUGAUUCUCUAAAUAUUUUGAUAAUAUGUUAUUAUGAUUUUAAGUCAUAAAAAUUAUGAUAACAUAUUAUCGUGAUUCCAUCAAAUAAUGAGGAUAUAAUAUUCUAC
Messenger RNA from Musa acuminata AAA Group (dessert banana), 1275 nucleotides. Its product is annotated as cysteine-rich receptor-like protein kinase 10. The transcript is spliced from 6 exons. NCBI's taxonomy places the organism in Eukaryota, Viridiplantae, Streptophyta, Magnoliopsida, Zingiberales, Musaceae. Gene Ontology annotation, cellular component: plasma membrane. Bases 1 to 1128 code for a protein of 375 amino acids. Gene Ontology annotation, molecular function: ATP binding; protein serine/threonine kinase activity. Gene Ontology annotation, biological process: protein phosphorylation. The record is from RefSeq and is a predicted model, not a curated record.